AUGCCGAUUGUCCUCUUCCCCAAGAAGGACAAGCCUCAGUUGGUCAGGGGAUUCUCGCCAAAGGUUGUUCGACUGAAUGUUCGCAUCGAUGAGGAUGUUGAGGAGGCCUCACUGGCCAACAUCUCGCGGUCCGGGCUUCUAGCUCUGUCAAAUGAUGUUUCUACAAACAAUCAUAUCACCAAGCUCGACUUCAGGCACGUGUGCUUCGGUCCGGAAGAAGCCAUCAUUUUGGCCAAAGGCUUGUCAACUAAUCGAGUUAUUCUGGACCUGAACCUCCAGCACAACAAUUUGUCUGAUGCCGGCGUGGGAGCGGUUGCGGAAGCCCUGACUCAGCAGGGUGUGCUCGAAGUCCUCACGCUGGAUGCUAAUGGCAUCGGGGACACGGGUGCCGCAGCGAUAGCUGAGUUCGUGUCCUCCUCUCGCACCUUAAAGGAGCUGAGACUUUUUGACAACCACAUCCUGAAGGAUGGGGGUGCCGCCAUCGGGAGCGCAGUCGAGAAGUGCCCAACAUUAAGGCAUCUAGAUCUCGGUUUGAACGAAAUUGGAGAUCCUGGAGCGGUUGCUCUGGCUAAGGCUUUGUGCAACCACAGCCGGGUAUCCAAACUAAGUGUGCGCGCAAACGGAAUCACCAGCAUCGGGGGCAAGGCAAUCGCCAAGGCAUUGCGGAAAAACUGCAGACUGCGCUCUUUGGACAUCCGAGUGAACCGCAUGCGGGAUGACGCGGUGAAGCACCUGUUUGAGGCCCUGCUGACGAACACCCACUUGCAAGAGUUGGACUGUUCAGGCAAUAAUAUUCGAGAUGAUGCCAUGGAGUUCGUAGCAGAGGUCAUUUUGCAGAACAAGUUCAUCACCAAGCUCAGUUUCGAGGACAACUACUUCACCGAUGAGGCUGCAGAGGUUUUUCUGAAGCUUCUGCAGAAGGCGGAGCACCUUUCGAUGACUGAGUUUGGCAUCCAUAACAACUACAUCUCCGAGAUCAAGCUGCAGCAGAUUGAUCUGUUCAUGCGCACUCAUGCCCGUGAGCUGCAAAAGAAGAAGCGCGAGAACAAGAGACAAAGGAGCCAGUCGAUUCAGCAAGGGGACGCCACAAGGGAAGAGUCUAAGAUGUCUGCAGGACGUCAAUCAAGCGGCAGCUUGUCGCGAAGCACGUCCAGGCUAUCCGCUCGUGGAUCAAGAGAAGUAUUUGCAGCCAUGCACUUGACCCCCCAGCCCAAAGCUUGGCACGCACGGCUGCAUGGCAGCUUGCGAGAGGGCGUCUACUUUGCGGAGGUGCUGCUGGGAUCUCCCAGGCCGCAGCGCGCGUCUCUGAUCGUGGAUACUGCAAGCUGGGUGACUGAAUUGACUUGCACGGGGUGUUCUGCCUGCGGGAAACAUCUGCAUCCUCAUUUCAAUUUGUCUGGGAGCGCGACCGGCUAUUGGAUUCGCUGCGGACCUAUCUGUCCAGGCAAAUGUCAGAAGGAUCAAUGCAGCUUCCAAGAGAAGUAUCUGGAAGGAUCUUCUCUUCAAGGGAGAUGGUUUCGUGACAGCUUGCGUUUUGUGUCUGCAAACGGAAGCACUGAGCCCUUAACAGCAUCAGCGGGCUGUGCUCUAAAGGAGUCGGGACUUUUCCAUGCACAGCAGCAGAACGGCAUACUUGGGCUUGCGCCUGGUUCGGCAACAAAGCCCACGAUGAUCUGGCAAGCCUUCAAGAAGGCACCCGGCUCCAAACCAAGAAACCGGGUCUUUUCCCUGAGCUUGGGAGGCGAAGGCGGAGAGCUGGUCAUCGGAGCAGACACCACCCACGUCGGACACUGGGUGCCGUUGCAGAUCAACGGACCAAGUGGCAAGUAUGGAGUCAAGGUGGAGGCCUUGAUGUUCAACGGACGCUCCAUCCCCUGUAGGGGCCGAGCGCAGCUCGACUCGGCUUCCACCUUCACCUACUUGCCCAAGGAGGCUGAGACGCAACUGCGGAGUGCCUUGGCGGACUUCUGCAAAGGCCAGCAAUGUGUACCUGCAGAUCCACCGGCUGCAACGGGUGAUGAGGCAAGCAGGCACUGCUGGCACGUGCGAGGUGGCGCGGACAUCAGUACAAAACGGUUUCCGAUGCUGUCCUGGAGACUUCAAGGGCUCGAGGUCCCAUGGCCACCCAGCCGAUACCUUGUGCGCUACAGCGGCAAGCGGGUGAGGCUUUGCUAUACUUUUCGUGCAACCAAUGCCCUUCCCGACGGCUCACAGAUCGUUUUGGGCGCGUCCUGGAUGGUGGGGCAGGAACUGCUCUUCGACAUCGACAGGGGUCGGCUGGGGCUGACCAAAGCAAAUUCGAGAGCUAAUGGGUCGGAGCCCUCAGAGCUCCAUCGCGACUCGUCUCGCCGACGCCGAGUUCCAAGAGAUGCACCGUCUUCCCGCUCUGUGGAGCAACCAGCGCCCAUCACCACCACACGCACCGAUCUCACCACAGCUCUGCCAGAUUCCCUGGCAGAGACCAGUUCCUCAGGUGGUCUGCCACUUCCCGAUCCUGUGCUGGGCUUCGAACUUGAGACUCAGAUCGUGGAAGGAGCCGCAGGACUGCUGCUUCUCGGGGCAUUCGUCCUUCGUGCACGCCGGAAGCUGUGGCGACUUCUCUUCAACUGUCUGCAAGGUGACCGUGGUUGA
Messenger RNA from Symbiodinium sp. CCMP2456, 2631 nucleotides. NCBI's taxonomy places the organism in Eukaryota, Dinophyceae, Suessiales, Symbiodiniaceae. The record is from the annotation of a GenBank genome assembly.